AUGCAGCACCAACCCCACCCUACGCAUCGACGCCGCUACCUGCCACACCAUCCAUCCAUAUGCACACCUCAACCUCCCACGCGCACAACCAACAACCAGCUACGCUCCGAGGAGAUGACGAGGCUGCAGCAAGACCGGGAUGGUGAUGAUGCAACAUGCGUUAUGCAGGCGUGUUAG
This is a messenger RNA of Plenodomus lingam JN3, 177 nucleotides long. The record is from RefSeq and is a predicted model, not a curated record. NCBI's taxonomy places the organism in Eukaryota, Fungi, Ascomycota, Dothideomycetes, Pleosporales, Leptosphaeriaceae.